Messenger RNA from Trichoderma asperellum CBS 433.97, 721 nucleotides. RefSeq lists its product as uncharacterized. NCBI's taxonomy places the organism in Eukaryota, Fungi, Ascomycota, Sordariomycetes, Hypocreales, Hypocreaceae. The record is from RefSeq and is a predicted model, not a curated record. Gene Ontology annotation, cellular component: nucleus; mitochondrial intermembrane space; cytosol. Gene Ontology annotation, molecular function: phosphatidic acid transfer activity. Gene Ontology annotation, biological process: phospholipid translocation.
CCAUUUCUUGAACUCGUCAUCUUUGGAAAUCAAAACAUUUAUCCUUUCUACAUCCUUUAUAAUUGAUCCGUGACAUCGAAUAUUUUGCUGAUUAAGGUUCCAAAUCCAUUGAGCGGAAUACUAGCAAUCAGGCGUCUGAUCUAGAGCUAUUUGUUUCGGCCUGUCCAAGAUGUCGGCAUCACUUGCACCAGAGUGUAAUGAAGUGAAGGAGCGCUACGAUACUUGCUUUUUAAAGUGGUAUAGCGAGAAGUAUCUUCGUGGAGCAGAGAAGGACAACAAGGAAUGUGCUGGCCUAUUCAAUGAGUAUCAAAAGUGCCUAAGCGUUGCACUAAAAGACCGAGGAAUAGAUAAGCUUCUUGACGAGGCUCGGGAAGACAAUAAGGAAAACGACGUAAGGUUAACGGCGCCCAGGAAAUAAUAAUGUUUGAUUCGAUGUUUGGAAAGAAGGGGGCUUGUAUCCAUGGAAAAGGCCGAGAUGCGCUGGCCUGCAGAGCGGCUUAGACCUGGAAUCUCGUAUUUGCAGCUCAUAUCUGUACAUAUAAAUGUCGCAACGGCGUUUUCUGACAUGUUGUAAAUUGACAAUCUGCAUGCUCCAAGGCGCAUGUCCAGCCCAAACAAUCCAUUUCUGGUCCAUUUCUGGGCCGCAGCCGUCGUGAUAUACGCAAGCAGAGGAUACGUCGUCAAUUACAAGCCACGUGAUUCGCUGCCCGGCCACCGAAGC